AGAAUAUAACGAGGUUAUAUCAGAAAAGAAUGAUAGUUACGAACUAUGGAUAAUCUUAUAUUCAUAUUUCUCCUCUCUAUAGGAUUACUUGUUGCAGUCGGAUGUUUGAUGAUGAUUCUCUUUAUUAUUCUCAAGAGAAGGAAGAAAAACAAGUCCAGGCGAGCGUCGGAAAUUCAGAUGACAGAUGGGGACAACAGACAACAUCUGUUACACCAGCAGCAGCAACACAUGAUGAUGCAACAGCAACAACGACAACAACAGUUUCAACGGGGCCAAACUCAGGAGGUUGAGCCCCAUAUAUCUGAAUGUUUGACCUGUAGUUUAAUACAGAUGGGUAGCUCUGUAUCCUACAGUGAUGACUCUUGUCCACAGUGUGGCGCUAACACUACAAGAACAUACAUCGGCUAAACCGGUUUUUAGAUCGGCUAAACCGGGUUUUAGAUCGGCUAAACCGGUUUUCAUAUCGACUAAACCGGUUUUCAGGUCGGCUAAACUGGUUUUGUGAUUGGUGAACUGGUUUCUUAUUUCAGUUGCUAAACCAUUAUUUAGAUCUCCUAAACUGGUCUUCUACAUUUGCUUAACCAGUAUUAAGAUCCCCUAAACUGGUCUUCUACAUUUGUUAAACCAUUAUUUAAAUCUUCUAAACUAGUCUUCUACAUUUGUUAAACCAGUAUUAAGAUCUCCUAAACUGGUCUUCUACAUUUGCUAAACCGGUAUUAAGAUCUCCUAAACUGGUCUUCUACAUUUGCUAAACCGGUAUUAAGAUCUCCUAAACUGGUCUUAUACAUUUGCUAAACCGGUAUUAAGAUCUCCUAAACUGGUCUUAUACAUUUGCUAAACCGGUAUUAAGAUCUCCUAAACUGGUCUUAUACAUUUGCUAAACCAGUAUUAAGAUCUCCUAAACUGGUCUUAUACAUUUGCUAAACCAGUAUUAAGAUAUCCUAAACUGGUCUUAUACAUUUGCUAAACCGGUAUUAAGAUCUCCUAAACUGGUCUUAUACAUUUGCUAAACCGGUAUUAAGAUCUCCUAAACUGGUCUUAUACAUUUGCUAAACCAGUAUUAAGAUCUCCUAAACUGGUCUUCUACAUUUGCUAAACCGGUAUUUAGAUAUCCUACACUGGUCUUCUACAUUUGCUAAACCGGUAUUAAGAUCUCCUAAACUGGUCUUCUACAUUUGCUAAACCAGUAUUAAGAUCUCCUAAACUGGUCUUCUACAUUUGCUAAACCGGUAUUUAGAUAUCCUACACUGGUCUUCUACAUUUGCUAAACCAGUAUUAAGAUCUCCUAAACUGGUCUUAUAUAUUUGCUAAACCGGUAUUAAGAUCUCCUAAACUGGUCUUAUACAUUUGCUAAACCAGUAUUAAGAUCUCCUAAACUGGUCUUCUACAUUUGCUAAACCGGUAUUGGCUGGUUUUUCGAUCAGCUGAGCCGGUUUUCUAAUUGAUACAAUUCUGGGUUUUCACAUCGACUAUAUUGGAUUUUUUACUCUCAGUCAGGGAAAAUUUUAAAGCAAAAGAAUUUAUUGACGUAAACACAGUUUUUUUCCCCUAUUUUUUAUUGUUUCUGAACUUAACCAGUUUUCCAGAUCACCUAAACUGGGUUUCUAUAUUAGCUAAACCUGGUUUUGGGUCGGCAAAACCGGUAUUCAUAUAUGUUAAAUUGGGUUUUAGAUCGACUGUACCAGUCUCAAGAUCAAUUUAUCCGUUUUCAGAUUUUCUAAAUCUGUUAAACAAGUUUUCUAGAUGUAUCGUCCUUACGUACCUAUAUUCAAAUCGCGGCUAAACCGGUUUUUUAGUCAGCUAAACCGGUUUAAAGUCUCAAACAAGGAUACUAAUAAAGAUUUUCUUCACUGUUUAUUGUUAUCUGUAUCUAUACUCCUGUUUCUUUGAUUGUCAAAUCAUAAUUUUCAUUUAAAAUACUCUAUUCGAUACAAAGAAUAAAAUAAAAUCUUCAAAAAGUUUUAUAUCGUUAUUGUAAAUUCUCAUCCUUUGUGAAUGAUUCUUCAUGAUCUAUUUACCAGAAGCCAAAAAGAGAGGGGCGGACAUUGGACAUUUCUCCCGCAUUUAUAAAACUAAAUUCAACUUUAAAUUUGGUAUUUCAUGUAACUAUUCAAUAGUUUAGAAAUCCCCGAAAUAACUGUGAUUGCAUUUAGAAUUAUUAUAAGAAUUGUUAUAAAUAUCCUUUAAAUGUAAAAGUGCGAUAAAAGGUUUCCAAAAGUGCUUAAUAAACAUUUAUCUAUCGUAAAAUGCGACAGGGGGAAAAAUGCAUUUUUGUGAAUUGUUUAAUGCACUUUUUAAUUAUAGAAUUCCUUAAUCAGUAAAUCAUAAUAUAACACUAAAAUUUGUAAAGUUAAGAUGUUGUUCUCAAAUUAUUAAUAUAU
Messenger RNA from Eurytemora carolleeae, 2381 nucleotides. RefSeq lists its product as uncharacterized. NCBI's taxonomy places the organism in Eukaryota, Metazoa, Arthropoda, Copepoda, Calanoida, Temoridae. The transcript is spliced from 5 exons. The coding region runs from base 46 to 408 and encodes 120 amino acids. The record is from RefSeq and is a predicted model, not a curated record.